Molecule: messenger RNA, 2486 nt
Organism: Leptopilina heterotoma
Lineage: Eukaryota; Metazoa; Arthropoda; Insecta; Hymenoptera; Figitidae
Exons: 2
Source: RefSeq, a predicted model, not a curated record
GUUCAUACAUUGAUUUACCACGUCAAAUAAAAUCAAAAAAGGCUUGCAUCAACGUUAAAAAUUAUGAUCAAAAGUGUUUUAAAUGGGCUGUGUUAUCAACUCUUCACCAACAAGACAAUCAUCCAACAGAUCUCUACAAUUAUUAUCAAUUUGAAAAUGAAUUAAACUUUGAUGGAAUAGAUUUUCCUGUAAAACUAAAGGAUAUUUCGAAAUUUGAAAAACAAAAUAAUGAAAUCUCAAUCAAUUUAUAUGGACUACGAUUAAAAGGCAAGAAUUUUAUUACUGUUCCAUUGCACUUGACUGCUGAGAAAAAGGAGAAGCAUGUCAAUUUGUUAAGAGUUGAAAGUCAUUAUGAAGAUGAGGGUUCUAGUGAUAAUGAUGAUGAUAAUAAUCAAGUCAUCUCACUAGAUUAUCACAACGUGUGGAUCAGGAAUUUGUCUCGUCUCGUACGUUCUCAAGUCUCUAAAAACAGAAGUAAAAAAUACAUUUGCGACCGAUGUCUUCAUUACUUUACUACAGAGGAAAAACUAACUAAACACGUAGACGAGUGUCAAAAAUUAAAUGAAUGUAGAAUUAACCUACCCAAACCCGGAAAGAAUUUUAUUCAUUUUAAAAAUCAUGGAAAUAAAGAAAAAGUUCCAUUUGUAAUCUACGCAGAUUGUGAGUGCCUUUUAAAACCUGUUAGAGAUGAAGAAACAACUACUAAUACGGAAAUUAUUCAACGACAUGAAAUGUUGAGCAUUGGAUAUUAUAUUAAAUGCAGCUAUGAUGACUCACUUUCCAGUUAUAAUUCAAGUCCAGAAGGAGUGAAUCCUGCCAAGUGGUUUGCCCAAGUGUUGCAGAAAAUUGCUCAAAACGUUGACGCAAUUAUGAAAAAUCCAAUUCCAAUGGAUAGAUUGAGAGCAGAGGAAAUUGAGGAAUUUUCAGUAUCAACAACAUGUCACAUUUGUAAUGGGCAAAUUUCUUCACUUGACAAGAAAGUUCGAGAUCAUUCACAUUUAACAGAGAUCAAUGCCUACUCGCUUAUAGACUUGAUCCUGCUCACUACUAUACAACACCAGGAUUGACGUGGGACGCGAUGUUAAAAUUUACUAAUGUGAGGUUAGAACUGCUUACAGACAUUGAUAAGCUAAUGUUUUUUGAACGUGGUGUGCGAGGAGGUAUUAGUCAAUGUAGCAAUCGUUAUGCUUGUGCUAAUAACCCUUUUAUGGAAAAUUUUAAUGAGAAUGAGGAAAUCAAGUAUAUUAUGUAUUUUGAUGCAAACAAUUUGUAUGGGUGGGGUAUGGUUCAACCACUUCCUUAUGGUGGAUUUGAGUGGAUUCCGGUUUCAGAUGAUUUCGAUUUUAAUAUUCAAGAUGAUGAAGCUUUUAGCUACAUUUUAGAAGUUGAUUUAGAUUAUCCGCAAGAUUUGCAUGACAGUCACAGUGAUUUACCAUUUUGUUCUGAACACACAAAUCCACCAUCAGAAUUAAAGCAAGCGAAACUUUUGACAACUUUGAAUCAUAAGCGGAAAUAUAUUAUUCAUUGCAGGGUAUUGAAACAGGUUAUAGCUAAUGGGUUAAAGUUAGUAAAAAUUCAUAGAAUCAUGAAAUUCAAUCAAUCAACAUGGCUUAAGUCAUAUAUAGAUUUCAAUACUUUGAUGAGAGCUAAGGCAAAAAACGAAUUUGAAAAGAACCUUUUUAAACUCAUGAAUAAUGCUGUAUAUGGAAAAACAAUGGAAAAUGUUCGGAAACAUGUCGACGUUAAACUUGUAACUAAAUGGAAUGGACGCUAUGGUGCUGAGGCUCUUAUUUCCAAACCCAACUUUCACAGUCGGUCAAUAUUUAAUGAAAAUUUAGUAGCGAUUGAACUUAGAAAAACAGAAAUUUUAAUGAACAAACCAAUUUACAUUGGCUUUUCGGUACUUGAUUUGUCAAAGACGCUUAUUUAUGACUUUCAUUAUGAUUAUAUGUUAAAAAAGUAUGGUAAAUCUUGCAAAUUGAUGUACACAGAUACGGAUAGCUUAAUUUACGAAUUAAAAUGCGAUAACAUUUUUGCUGAUAUGAGGGAAGAUAUUCACAAAUUUGAUACGUCAGACUAUCCAAAGGAUAAUAUUUAUAAUAUUCCGCAAGCCAACAAUAAAAUUCUUGGACUCAUGAAAGAUGAGUGUAGUGGAAAAAUUAUUACUGAAUUUGUUGGCUUGCGGAGUAAAAUGUAUAGUAUUCGUGUAAAUGGUUAAGAUUUUACGAAAAAAGCAAAAGGUGUAAAAGCAUCAGUUGUGAAGAAAGAUAUAGAAUUUGAUGAUUAUAUUGAUUGUUUACAUAACUAUUCAAUUCAAAUGAGAACUCAACAUGUUAUCAGAUCACGAUUGCGCAAAGUUGAAACUGUUAAACAAAUUAAGGUAGCUUUAAGUCCGAUGGAUAACAAGCGUUAUUUGUUACCAGAAAGUAGCGACACUCUCGCUUGGGGACAUUAUAAAAUAAAGAGAAAUGAUGAAGUAUCCCACA